AUGCCGAUUCCCCGUCCCGCCCUCCUCCCCACCCUUCUUCUCCUCCUCCUCCUCCUCGCCCUUGCGCUAGCACACGGCUCCCUCCUUCAUCACGACCACGAGCACCAUGGGUCCCACGACCACCAUGACGCCGACAGUUCCCACCACUCCCAUGCCCACGCUCAUGCUCACGACCACGCCCACGACCACGCUCACGACCACGCCCACGACCACGACCACGACCACGACCACGACCACGCUCAUGACCACGCCCCCAAUCCCCUGACCACGCGUCUCCACGACCUCCUCGACCCUCUCCACACGCUCCCACCCGCGACUGCCGCACUGACCGCCUCGCUCCUCAUCUCCUCUCUCUCGCUCACCUCUCUCCUACUGCUCCCUCUCACGCCGCUGCUCCCGCUGCUCCUUCCAUUCGCAGCCGGCGCGCUUCUCGCCGACCUCUUCUACCAUCUCCUCCCGCACGUCUACCUGCACCCGACCGCGUCCACGGCCCCGACCCUACUCCUCUCUGUCGCCGUCUUCGCGCUCCUCGACGCCGUGAUCCGCCGCGUCCACCCGCACUCGCACGCGGCUCCGGCCUACAUCAACCUCGCCGCUGACGCGCUGCACAACUUCUGCGACGGCCUGGCGCUCGCCGCCGCCUUCCUAGUGAGCCCCGCGGCCGGCGUCGCCACCACCGUCGCCAUCGCGCUGCACGAAAUCCCACAGGAGAUCGCCGACUACGCCGUCCUGCUGCGCGCGGGCUUCUCCAAGCCGCGCGCGCUGCUGGCAAACCUCGCUUGCGCUGCCACCGCGCUUGUGGGUACCGCCGCAGCCCUGUUCGCCGCCGCCUUGGUGGAGAAGGCCGACGAGGUCGUGCCACCGUUCGCGGCCGGCGCGCUUGUGUAUAUGACCUUUGCGACCGUUGUUCCGGAUGUCAUAGAGGACCUUUGCAGGCCGCAAAAAGUGGAGGGGGAGCACGGGAAGGACGAGUCUGUGCCAGUGCCGUGGACAACGUUUGUUAAGAGGCUCGUUAUGGCGUUUGUUGGCGCCUGUGGGGGUGUGCUUAUCGUUCAGCUGGUUGAGACUACACAUCAGCAUUAG
Chondrus crispus (carragheen) is the source of this 1083-nucleotide messenger RNA. RefSeq lists its product as hypothetical. Bases 1 to 1083 code for a protein of 360 amino acids. Gene Ontology annotation, biological process: zinc ion transmembrane transport; intracellular zinc ion homeostasis. The record is from RefSeq and is a predicted model, not a curated record. Gene Ontology annotation, molecular function: zinc ion transmembrane transporter activity. Gene Ontology annotation, cellular component: membrane. The transcript has a single exon. NCBI's taxonomy places the organism in Eukaryota, Rhodophyta, Florideophyceae, Gigartinales, Gigartinaceae.